Messenger RNA from Loxodonta africana (African savanna elephant), 796 nucleotides. Its product is annotated as sterile alpha motif domain-containing protein 1-like. Lineage: Eukaryota; Metazoa; Chordata; Mammalia; Proboscidea; Elephantidae. The record is from RefSeq and is a predicted model, not a curated record. Bases 1 to 711 code for a protein of 236 amino acids. The transcript has 5 exons.
AUGCCCCCAGUUAUAGCAAUACGGAUCAUUAUUACUCCACCUCUGAAGAGCACAAAUCCUCCACUGGAGAUACAGGCUAGGGGAGGCGGCUCAGCCUCUCAGAUGGCACCACCCCCUCACCAAGGGUCCCCCAAACUGGCGGGGGUUCCCAGCAGCCUCCUCUCCCCACCUCCCAGCCCUCACCCUCUGCCCCAGCGGCGCCCACGUAGCGCGCAGCUCCUUUUGCCACAGAGGCCUCCAGGUGCCCAGGGCGAAGGCGGAGCCCAGCUUGCAGCUGCCUCCCUAGCGCCAGGAAGGACCACCACGCCCCACCCCCCGAGGGCGCAAAGCCUGCGAUUCAGUGGCAGAGCGCAGAGCCCAGUGGGGCACGCUGGGCGAUUCUGGUGCAGCAAGAUCCCGCACCGGAGCGCGGCAGCCCGGGAACGCGGGACUAAGGCUGCCAAGGAAGCCGGCCCCUGUGGCCCACCGCGCAGCCGCCUACCGGGACUCUGGGCAGCGGCGCUGCUCCAGCUGGGUCUGGUGGGCCCUCAGUGCCGGAGAAUGCUACAAACAUACCAUAGGGUAUCAGGUGACCAUGAUGGACCCCGGUUGACUCUACACAGGCCUCCUGCCUCGCUUGUACCCACCCAAGGACUUCUGCAACUUAUGGGUUUUCCAGGAAAUACCAAAGCAGACAGUGUGGUGCACUAUAGACUCCAGCCUCCCAUCUAAGCCAGGUUCCUGCACUUUCUCCCUGUAGCCUCGAACCCGAAGGGCUGGAUUGACAUUCUGAUUGGAGUGUACGGUUGUACAUAUU